Cyclopterus lumpus (lumpfish) is the source of this 1354-nucleotide messenger RNA. RefSeq names its product distal-less homeobox 4b (gene dlx4b). NCBI's taxonomy places the organism in Eukaryota, Metazoa, Chordata, Actinopteri, Perciformes, Cyclopteridae. The record is from RefSeq and is a predicted model, not a curated record. The transcript is spliced from 3 exons. Gene Ontology annotation, molecular function: DNA-binding transcription factor activity, RNA polymerase II-specific; RNA polymerase II cis-regulatory region sequence-specific DNA binding. Bases 235 to 1011 code for a protein of 258 amino acids. Gene Ontology annotation, biological process: cell differentiation; negative regulation of transcription by RNA polymerase II; embryo development.
UCAUGCCGUCGCCUCCAAAGAUGUCAAGAAGGAUCCCUCUCGCUUGUGUUCGAUGGUGUGGGACCUCCUAAACGGGGAGCAUGCAGGCUGUAACUCUUCACGGAGGGGAAACUAAAUUCACGAGCAAAGCGUUGGACGCGAGUGCGGAUUUGUUGCAAGUUUUCCUCGCUGCCCGACAGAGCUCAUGAACGCCUCUUCAGAGCUACGGGUUUAUGGACUCGCGUAUAUUAGCUAAUGAUGUCUAUGGGGUUCAUGCCUGGCAGUCUGAACGCCUCAGAUCCCUCCAAAUCGGCCUUUCUAGAAUUUGCCCACGGACAUCCGGCGCACCAGCAGCUCUCCCCCGGACUCUCUCACAUUUACCCGGUUCAUGGCGCACAUGCGGCUGGGCAUUCCCAGCACGAAAGUCCUUUUCCUGGCAGCGCGUCCUAUGGCCGCUCUCUGGGCUACGCCUACCCCACCGCGGCGAACAGUCAUCCCCAGUCCGCGUACAUGUCCUACCAGCACAGCAAUCACAGCAACAGCAGCAGUCUGGCCCACAGCAGAUUAGAGCACACAGAUCGCGAGAAGUCCACGGCCAUUGAGAGCCGGGACAUUCGUCUAAAUGGCAAGGGGAAAAAAAUCCGAAAGCCUCGGACCAUCUACUCCAGUCUGCAGCUGCAGGCUCUGCACCAGCGCUUCCAGCAGACCCAGUACCUGGCCCUCCCGGAGCGCGCCGACCUGGCGGCCAAACUGGGACUCACCCAGACUCAGGUGAAAAUAUGGUUUCAGAAUAAGCGAUCCAAGUAUAAAAAGAUCAUAAAGCGAGGCAGCGGAUCCGAGGGCGAACAUCUCCACAGCACGAGCUCCAUCUCGCCCUGCUCACCCGGGAUGCCCCAGCGUUGGGAGGUCUCCAUGGCGAACAAAGGAGCCCAAAUGCACCCAAACAAUUACAUGAACAGUUUUGGCCACUGGUAUCCAAACCACCACCACCACCCCCACCAGGACGCUAUGCCCAGGCCUCAGAUGAUGUGAGAGGAUUGUUAUGGGGUCGCGGGGGCCAUCGGGCUCGGCUCCAAUGAACUUGCUGCAUCUCGAGGCCUCCUCUCAGUACUGAAUUGUGUUUAAAUGUGUGUUUUAAGAGAUCGUAUGUUCAUAUUCUUUGUAUUAUGUGUGCGUGUUGAAUUCAAUUUUCACAGCAGAAUUCGACAAUGCGUCAAAAUAUUUGUUUUCAUGUCACUGCAGCUUCUGGUGCACGGCCUCGCCUCUUGGCAAUGUGUGUGCAGAUUACCGAGAGACUCUGGAUUUAAAAAAAGCAUGUUUUUAGGAAAUGAGUUUCAGCUGCAUGAUCCUACAAAUGCUGUGAGCAUUAUGCUAA